Messenger RNA from Aplysia californica (California sea hare), 795 nucleotides. RefSeq lists its product as uncharacterized. The record is from RefSeq and is a predicted model, not a curated record. Lineage: Eukaryota; Metazoa; Mollusca; Gastropoda; Aplysiida; Aplysiidae.
AUGGCCGACAAUAUGGCGGACAAUGUGGGAGUUGACACAGAGGACAAUGGGCCACAGAGGGGAAAGGACUCGCUCAAGAACAAACCACACUUUGUUUGCGAUACCAGGGAGUAUAUUACAUGUAUAGUGAUAGACUCUGACGAUACCAGGAAGUAUAUUGUAGUUAUAGACUCUGACGAUAUCUCUGACGAUACCAGAGAGUGGGGGUGGGUGGGGGUGCAGGAAGUCAUCUUGGUUACGUCAUCUCGCUCAGAUCGGGGAGACAUCUUGGUGACGUCAUCUCGCUCAGAUCGGGGAGACAUCUUGGUGACGUCAUCUCGCUCAGAUCGGGGAGACUUUGGCCGAGUCCUUGAAGAUGACAAUGGCGAAGAUGACCUCCAGCAGCUGCACAAUAAGCAGCAUGCGACAACAUGUGCAGCAGGAUCCGCAGCACCCCAGGAAGGAAAGAAUGAAGAGAAAGAUGCCGAGGAUGAACAGAGUCAUGCCUAUCUCGUACAGAAGAGGGAAGUCCUGCAGGUCGUCGGCGCUACUCACGAUCUGAAACUGGCCACCAGGUGACCAAACCGUCCAAGAAGAUCUCCGCGCGAGGGCUGUGGAAAGACAAGACAAUCCUGGGCAGAAGUAGACAGAAGCAGCUCCACCUGUGUGCCGCUGUGACCAACUGACUGAAGGCAAACCAGGAUGUUGAAGUACCCUGCCACACAACACGACCUGAUAACAUUCGACACCACGGCCCCAUUACAGAGCUCAACUUUUCAACUCGAUUGCAAAGUCUGCUUAUCCGGAUAAUUUCUC